UCCAGCAGAGUUGUGCUUAGGAAACCACACAUCUGGUAUCUGAGGGCUUGUUGCACCCAGAAAUCAAGCAGGCUGCAUCAGUGUGACUCUAGGGAUUGUUCUGCACGACGAAAGCUAAAGUGCGGCAUACGUCAUUAACUCCUGGGCUGUGGGUUAGGCUAGAUGAGCCACAGCUACAAGCCUUCCUACCUCAGCAUCUUCUCUAGUGUGCUUAGGAGAUGAAGCUGUGCCUUGCGGAUGAACUUGGUCUAAACCCAGACGAAACCAUGAGUUAUUAGUGAAAGCCUGAUUGCUGGUAGUUUGACGCUGCAAUUGUAAUGUUAAUAGGCGGGGAGAGAAGGAUGCGGGAAGCAGGUGUGUGACUUCUGUGAACAGCGACAGCACAGGCGUGAGUGACCCUAGGAAUCCAGGGCACAGCAAAGCCUUUGCUUCUGAUCCAGCCUAUUGGUCUCAGAGGAGCUUCCUAAAGGACGAGAACGGCAUGCUCAUCUCCGCAGGAUCCAGCAGUUCCGUGGGCCAGUACAAGGAUGCAUUUAUGAAGGCAAAUCCAGGGUACAAGUGGUGGCCCACAACAAACCAACCUGUGAAAGCCCGGACAUCCACUGUUACAAACAGGAAAAAGCUAUGGGCCUUUGCUUCAGACUCUGCAAAAGGUUUACCAAGCCUGGGGAAAGCGACAAAAAGUGAAGGAAUGCCGCAGCGUAACUUUGGGACGGCAGGUUUCCUCGAGUACUUGCCAGUCAGAUGCGACUAAUUCUAUGGAAGCUUGUCAGAAGCUGUCCUUGUUUCCGUGUGCAGAGCCUGAAAACCAUGUGGGAAAGUGCUGGCCCUUGCUGGGAAGUUGGGGACAAGCCUUCAUCAAGCUGUCUGUGCCAAUCCUUCCCAGAGCAGUCACCAUGGACCACGUUUCAGGACGACGUUCCCUGGAGACAGUAUUGGCAGAGCUCCAAAGGACAUGGCUGUCUACGUGAGUGGUUUCUCCAGAGUGGGGGGCUGGGUGUUGCACAGCGUUUCUAAGCCGGGGGUGAGUAUGGGUCAAAGAGUCCAGCGGCCUCUGGCCUCCUCCUGGCUCGCAGAAGCAGCAAGCUCCUUGGAGCUGUAUUGCGCUUCUGUCCAAUGUACUGUUCGAAAGGAAGGUUCUGGGGCAUGAUGGAACUCGGGGAGCCAUAGGG
This is a messenger RNA of Phalacrocorax carbo (great cormorant), 1172 nucleotides long. The record is from RefSeq and is a predicted model, not a curated record. Lineage: Eukaryota; Metazoa; Chordata; Aves; Suliformes; Phalacrocoracidae.